Messenger RNA from Erpetoichthys calabaricus (reedfish), 841 nucleotides. RefSeq lists its product as uncharacterized. NCBI's taxonomy places the organism in Eukaryota, Metazoa, Chordata, Cladistia, Polypteriformes, Polypteridae. The record is from RefSeq and is a predicted model, not a curated record. Bases 1 to 639 code for a protein of 212 amino acids. The transcript has 2 exons.
AUGGGUGUCCAGCAUAUGACCAACUACAGGACCAGUCCCGGAGCUGUGGGAGGUGAUUUAUCGCUGGCUGAGGAACUGAACCACUACUUUGCCCGGUUUGAAGUGAAUCCACCAGAGACAGCCAGGCCCCAUCCAGAUACCAACAACAGCCCCAUCUUCACAGUGGGGGAGCACGAGGUGAGACGCUCGCUGCGGGCUGUCAACCCACGGAAGGCAGCUGGACCUGACGGCAUCACAGGACACGUGCUGACAGACUGUGCAGACCAACUGGCUGGGGUCUUCACCAGGAUAUUCACCCAGUCUCUGUCUCAGUCCACUGUGCCAUCCUGCCUGAAAUCCUCUGUCAUAGUGGCCAAGAAACAGACCAUCCCCAGUCUUAAUGACUACAGGCCAGUUGCACUGACCCCUGUGGUUAUGAAGUGCUUCAAGAAGCUCAUCAGGAACCACAUCAUGUCAUUCAUUCCUCCCAUGCUUGAUCCGCACCAGUUUGCCUACAGAGCAAACAGGUCUACGGAGGACGCUGUGGCCACUGUUCUCCAUGCUGUUCUGUCCCAUCUGGAGCAGCAGGGGAGCUAUGCACGGCUGCUCUUCAUAGACUUCAGCUCUGCCUUUAAUACCAUCUUACCCCACAGACUGUGAUCGCACUCAGAGGGUUAGAGUGGGUCCUACUUCUCCACACCCAUCAGCCUCAGCACUGGCUCUCCACAGGGCUGUGUGCUGAGCCCCCUGCUCUAUACCCUCUUCACCCAUGAUUGCAUUCCUGCCCACCACAGUAACACCAUUGUUAAGUUCACUGACGAUACCACGGUAGUAGGGCUCAUCUCUGGGGGGAUGAGUCCGC